Messenger RNA from Pocillopora damicornis (cauliflower coral), 5508 nucleotides. RefSeq lists its product as uncharacterized. Gene Ontology annotation, molecular function: protein binding; transmembrane transporter activity. NCBI's taxonomy places the organism in Eukaryota, Metazoa, Cnidaria, Anthozoa, Scleractinia, Pocilloporidae. Gene Ontology annotation, biological process: monoatomic ion transmembrane transport. The record is from RefSeq and is a predicted model, not a curated record. Gene Ontology annotation, cellular component: transmembrane transporter complex.
CUUCCUGAUCUGGGUGGACAUGCUGAUAUCAAGAGUGCAGACGACAUGGACGUCACAGGUAUCUUAAACCUAAUGUACUGGUGCAGUCACUUUACCAUUCCUCAGGCUUUGAUUAAAGAUGUCCGCGACAUUCGAAACGACAAAUGGGUGCAUGUGCCGAGGCUUGAGUUACCCGAUGCAGAGAAGACUGUCGCUUUUGACUCCAUUGAAAACCUGCUGAGGAGUCCUCACUUAGCCAUAGAUCCAGACGCACAGAGCGCGCUCAGAGAAAUCGAAAAUCUUAAGAAUGUUUCAGACUUGCACAUUUUCGAGGCCCAGGUAGUAGCAGAGCUUAUUAAAGUGCUGAACAAGGAGAUUUCACACGUGACGCAACAGUCCCAAACCAGCCAGGAGCAGUUGGACCAAACAAAACAACUAGUUUUGCUUUUAGAAAUGAGAUUGGAAAGCCUGGAGAAAAAGAACGACAUGUCAUCACUUUUUUGUUUCGUACUAAAAGUUUUGGAAAGCUUGCUCGGUACCCUCGCUAGAAAUCUCAAACGGAUCAGACAAGCCUUGGUAAUAUGGCUACUAAUGGCUACCUGUUUCAGCCUCUUUGUAAAGCUGGAUGAUGACACUUUUAUCCGAGACGGCUGCCCCUCCGAAGAUUUUAGUGUCCUAUUUGAAACUAGAGAGUUUGGUUGGUUUGACUACUUGAAAAGUGCAAAAGAGGGCUUCAUCGGUCGUAGUUGGCUUUAUCGAGAGCUGGAAUCUGUUCUCAGUCGUCCGGUCCAAGAAAAUGGUAUAACUGGAGUUCUGAUUAUCGGAGAUCCAGGAACUGGAAAGUCUGCCCUUUCUGCCCAGUUAGUUUGCUCCCGUACAUCAAGUCGCACCAUUCAUGACCAUAUAUUGGGAUAUCAUCUGUGUAAGCAUUCUGACAAGAAUACACAAAGUGCAGGCAAGUUCGUUCGUAAUUUAGCUGGGAUGAUAGCACGGAGAAUCCCCGAAUAUGAUUUCCUUGUCUCCAACAGCUCAUACAUUCUGCGUUCACUACAUACUGACUGUGUGAACAAUCAAGAUCCAAUGGGUUGUUUUGAACAAGCAGUCUUGUCACCGUUGAAAAGCCUCACGAAUGUACCUAGAGAAAAUUGGUAUUUAGUAAUUGAUGCUAUAGAUGAAUGCCUCACACAAACAGAAUUUAGACAAAGUAUCGUAUAUUUGCUCAACAACAAACUUUCUCGUUUUCCAUCUUGGCUAAAGCUUGUGAUGACAUCUCGCAAUGAAUCCACCAUUUCCUUUAAUGUAAGAAGUAUCAAGAGGUUAAUCAUUGACCCUGAAGACUCUAGAAACACUGAAGAUAUCGAACUAUUUUUGACUACUCGGUUUUAUCAAAACGGUCCUUUGCUCAACAGCGUUAAAGCUUGGUUUGGAGAUGCAAGCCUAGAAAACACAGACAGGUUGAUUUCUAUUUUGUUAAGCAAAAGCCAGGGAAAUUUCCUGUUUGUUAAAGAAAUGAUCCGUCACUGGGAAGCUUCAAGAAAUAUAAAAAGUGAUCCGUAUGCAUUGCCUGAAACGUUAGAAGAGUUGUAUCAUAAUUACUUCCAAAGAUUAUACCAUGGAGAGGAACAUUUCAAACCUGUGAGACAGAUUUUAGAAUUACUCGUGGCAACUUUUCAGCCACUUACGCCGAAAGAAAUCUUUGACAUUCUUAGAGUUCAGGAGGCAAACCUGGAACAAGAGUAUGAUUUUCAAAAUAGAGUGAAGGAGCUUGGACAUUUUCUGAGAUACGGAAAGGAUGAUACAGUAACACUGUAUCACUUGUCUUUAACCGAGUGGCUUACAAGCGACAAUGUCAGAAAUGGGAAAUUUUACGUAAGUAGGAAAAAAGGACACAAUGCACUUUGUGAUUUUUACUUUAAAUGUGUUACCGAGGGAGGAAAGCGUGCGUUAUUAAAGUACAGUCUCCCUUUGGCGCAACACAUCGCUUAUGGCGGUUGGAAGGAGGCAUACGUAGAAAAAUUUCUCAGAUUUCCUUCUCAGGUUGUCAAUUCGUCGAAUCCUGAAAGUAAUAGGACGGUUUUGCACCUUGCAGCCACCAUAAAUAACACAGACGUGCUUGAGUUUCUGUUGCGCCACUUUAGUGACAUCGAUUCCGCCGACAAUUUUGGAAAAACACCCGCAUUUUUAGCGGCUGAGCAUGGACUUGUCGACAAUCUUGCGUUAAUGGUAAAGAAAGGAGCCAAUGUUAAUAUAAAAACAAAAUCGCUUUCGUCGCUGGAUUUCGAAAGUUACCGUAACAUUCCCGAUUUAGUUUUGGAAUCGAAAUUGAAGUUGAGGGGGGCGACUAUGCUUCACGCUGCAGCUCAUGCAGGCCAUCUGAAGGUUGUAAAUUUCCUUCUAGACAACGAAGCUUUUACUUCCGUAGUAAACGAAGUUAAUCUAACGGCACUUCAGAUAGCCGCUGAGAAAGGACAUUUAGAAGUUGUGAAGGUAUUACAUAAAGCAGGUGAAGUUGCCGAUCAAACCGCUCUGCAUCAUGCAGCACAAAACAACAAGUUAGGUGUGGUAAAAUACCUUUUGGAUAUUGGUGUCAAAGACACAUGCAUGAGAUGUGAUGGCUCUUUUUAUUGGUUGAAGUCGGAAAGGCACCGGUUACAGUCUAGAACUAAACUUACAACUAUUUUUCCCAAUGUUUUUAAUGAUAUCCAAGAGUUCGCUAUAGUCUCGUAUGGUGAGUUAUGGGAUGAUAAACAUUUAGUCUAUUGCGAAACUGCGCUCCACACGGCAAUUUCUUCAGGCCAUAAUAAGGUAGUCAAGGAGCUUAUAUCUAAAGACAAAAGUGCGCUGGCGUGUCAGGAUUAUUCAGGAAGAACACCCUUACACGAAGCUGCUCGAAGAAACAACAGGGAAAUAGUGAUUACUCUGCUUGAGGAAGAUCAGACAGAAAUAGAUUCAACAUGCGGCUACGAGGAUAAUCAAUUUGAAAGUUUUUAUUUUCUUAGUAUGAGUCACAAAGAAUUGAUGGAAUAUAAAAAAGAUACAUGUUCUCGUGGAUAUACACCUCUUCACUUGGCCGCAAGGUAUGGACACUGGGAAAUUGCAACCGAUCUCCUACUAAACAGGGCAAUGGUUGGGGCUAAAGACGGUCUGGGAGUGACUCCACUUCAUAUAGCCGCUUGUCAUAAUCACCAAAAUAUGGUGGAGGUCCUUCUUAAGUUCGGUGCUAACAUCAGUAGCAAAACCUUGAACGGAUCGACGCCUCUUCAUAGCGCUGCAGCAUGUAGAGCUUUGGAGGUAACUGACCAGUUAGUUUACCAUGGAGCGAUCCUUGAUGCUGCUGAUGACAAUAACCUCACAGCAUUGCAUUAUUGUAUCCUUGACGUACAUUCUAACCAUUUCAGAGGUCAUCCCAGGCUUGCAAAGUUUUACGAUGAUGAUAAGAACUACGUAAGGAACACAAACUUUUUCCAGUGGCUGGAUGUUUUUAUCAAUUUGAUGAUACUCGGUUCCAAUAUAAAUGCAGUCGAUGUACAUGGUCGGUCGGUGCUGCAUCUAGCUGCUAAAAAUGGUUUGGCCGACGCUGUCAACGUCCUCAUGCAAGGAAAGUCACAGUUUGACGUUUUCGAUAAGUCUGGUGAAACACCAUUGGCGGCAGCUAUCAAGAACGUCGCAGUGGGACCAAAGCAAUGGAUGUUUACGACUGGAGAUACCAUAGAUCAGCUUCAAGAACAUCUAAGUGAUCACGAAAUGGUGGUAUAUCUUCUUCUCUCAUCUGGAGCGUCAUUGACGAAUUGUAAUCAUUCUAGGGUGAGCUUGCUAAACCAUGCUAUUAUGAAAAAUCGGCUGCUUAUCGUUCAGCUUCUGCUAUUUAAAGGAGCAAGUGUCAACUGUAAAGAUAACCAAGGAAGGACACCUCUCCUAACUUACCUUCAAGUUGGUAGUGACUGGGUAGACGUGGUCCUUAAACGGUUCAAUGCUUCAGUUGAUAUAAAGUGUGGAGAGCCAUUCAACAUCUCUGAGUUACAUUUGAUUUGUUAUACCCCUCCGAGCAUGGUGAAUGAUAAUUUUUUCCAACAAAUCUCUUGUAACGAUAACUCGUGCUCCUCUAGAACAGGACCUUUAUUCACAGCAAUUGAAAACCACCCUUUGAAGUACAAACUAAUCGAUUCCUGUCUAGAUGCUGAAGGAUUUGCACCUUUACACAGAGCAGCGCAAGGAGCAAAUACAGUUGCUGUUUCCAACCUCAUAAGGCUGGGUGCAAACCAGAGUUCGCUUAGCCCCGAUGGGUACGAUGCUUUGACACUAGCUCUUCUCCAUGCUGGGAAUACCUCAUGGUGGUUUCCCGACCAAUAUCGUGACUUGAAAUUUUACAAAGCUUCUGUUAUUGCACUGGACCUUCUUCGCCAUAAAAUGAAAACAAGUGGCUUCCAAAUCAUAUGUGACUCCAGUAAAGCUGAGCUGACCCUAUACCACUUGGCAGCCUCUCGAGGCCUUCUACACUUUAUUAGGGGGAUUUUUCAUGAUAAAGACUUUCAUCAGUUAGAUGUUGAUUGUCCUAACAGAGAUGGAAUAACACCAUUGUACUUAGCGAAGUUAUCGAGCAACCGCGAGGAGGAUGGUAUGUUUAAAUAUUCAAACCCUUGGGCCGGGGUUGUGGAGUUUAUUGAGAACCUAGGAGGUCAGAUGCAGUAUCCUCGUAGACAUGCCGAAUACAAUGUCAUCUAUUAUAGGUUGUACGACUGGAUUCCGAAGGAAGCAAAGUUAAAUUUAAGACCCGGUGUCCGUAAUUUCUUCGCCGAAUAUCUGUCUUCUCUUGGUCAUGGGCAUGUGACUUCUAUGAGUUGUGAGUCUAUAAUUUCACGCGAAUUGGAGUUACGUUUUGAAAAUUUUCGGCUUCCUACUUUUGCAGAAUUAAUCAAACAACUUCUGCUUUCAAAACGUCGAGGUUUUCCUCUAAGGAUACCAAACCUCGUCUGCGUAAAUGAACUUAAGAGGUUGUCUUUAUGGCUUGACAGAUAUUUAGAUUCUAGCCAUGCAUAUGGUGAGUUAAAAUCUUCUGAGUUAGAAUUGAAACUUUUUUAUAUGAUCAGAGCCUUUCAUGAGGAAAGAUUUGUCUUGUUACCUUGUUACAAGAUGGCUUUUUCUAAAUAUCGACCAUAUUUCGUGGAUAAGAUAAAAAUUCAAACACUUAUAAAACAGUAUGAAGAUAGCAUGUUGCUAAACCAGUUAAGCAGAGUCUGUACUGUAGUCACACUCAGCAAAUUUUUCAGAACGUUUUGGCCAAUUUUCUAUAAUAAAUAUUAUAGCGGAGAGAUCAGAGACCAGAACUAUCCAGACUUCAUAAGAGAGCGAAUGGGAUGGCAAACAAGUAGCCAAGGGAUACGUACAUUUUUUAAACAUUGGCCAGCCGAGUUCAUCAUUAAAUUUACGCUGGGGAUGUACCGUCAGUAUGAUUAUCUUAAAAUUCUUGACGUUGGAUUGAAACCAGGGUCUCGUGUUUCAAUACAGAAUGGAACUUGAAGUAAUGAUGAA